Messenger RNA from Ambispora leptoticha, 237 nucleotides. The record is from the annotation of a GenBank genome assembly. NCBI's taxonomy places the organism in Eukaryota, Fungi, Glomeromycota, Glomeromycetes, Archaeosporales, Ambisporaceae.
GCACUUCAAUUUGAAAAAAAUAAGUCAUUCACAAAAGAGAUGUAUGAGGACGUUGAAUUUUACGUGAAACAAUGCUAUUUGGAUGUGACUUUAAUUCGACAGAUCCUAAAACAAAAGUAUGUUUCUUACCCGAUUUUUCUCAAGGAUCUAUAUGCAGCUAUUACGAAGUACAAACCAUCAGCUCAACUUAAAGAGUGUGAUGCAGCAAAAUUCUACAAAGAACUACUUGCCAAAUAG